Messenger RNA from Anneissia japonica, 1232 nucleotides. RefSeq names its product transport and Golgi organization protein 11-like. The record is from RefSeq and is a predicted model, not a curated record. NCBI's taxonomy places the organism in Eukaryota, Metazoa, Echinodermata, Crinoidea, Comatulida, Comatulidae. Bases 174 to 779 code for a protein of 201 amino acids. The transcript has 5 exons. Gene Ontology annotation, cellular component: peroxisome; mitochondrial outer membrane. Gene Ontology annotation, biological process: positive regulation of mitochondrial fission.
UAAUAAUAAGUAUUGAGUAAAACAGACUCUUUCAUUGGCGACGAUCUACAAUUACGGUUCACAUUUUCGUUCAUUCAUCAUCCAGUACAGAGAUUGAGCUUUCGCCGUUUUUCGUCCUUGUCGAGUGACUACCGGUUAAAAAAAUUGACAAAGAUUGUGAAUACAAAAGCAUAAUGAAUACAAGUGUGGACUUGUCCAUGUCCAGUUCUUUUGAUGACUUGGAUCAUCAGUAUAGUGCGGAUUUCAGUGAAGAGAUAAACACCAAAAUGCGAAUACCGGACAGACUUAGUAUGGGGGCAGGUGAUGAUUCAAUGAAUGUAUACGAUGUGGUAAACGACCACCGUCACACUGGAAUGGAAGUACCUGAACGAAUCGUCAUGGCAGGUUCAGAUGAACAUAUGGGCAUGAAGCGGCCUCCACCAAACAUAGAUUUUGAUGCAAUUACACCAAAUCCAGUACACACAACAGUUGGUUUAACAACACCACCUCGUACAUUAACCUUGGAAGAAUUCAACUUCCCAACUGCCGGUGAAACCAGAACCAAGUCUAAACCAUUGGAUGAGAAGCAAAGCAGGCUAGUACCAAGUGUUGACGGCCUUGUACAGGAUGCCAGUAUCGAUACUGAUAGAUUACAUCACCAGAUUUUGCAAAUUUCCCAGAGAAUAUUAGAAUUAGAGAAUGAAAAUCAACAGCGCCGCCAACGGGAAAAGUAUCUUUACAUAACUGGUGCUGUAUAUAUAUUGUAUAAGGCAAUGAAGUACCUAUUUGGAUCAACUUGAUUCUUCAUGGUUGAAUAGUCAAGGUUAAUGAUAUCUUUCUCCCAAAAGCAAACAAUAGCCCAAAUGUUGGCGAAAAUAUCGGUUUUUACAGUUUUAUAGAAACAGUUUCAGGGAAGGACAUGCAGCAGACCUUUGCGGAGUGCCAGUCAGACUUAACAACUGACCAACCAGGAAUAUGAGCGUGUCCUCUAAACACACGUGUUGUCCCACAAACACAUGUGUUUCCGUAUGUUUUUACACUUUCGUUUUGUGGACCUUAGCAACAAUAUCCAAGGGGCGGGGCUUAGCGGACAGAUCCAUUGGUUUUCGCAACAAGACUUUCUGACCUUUACUCUUAGACCAGGUUUUCUGUUUGACUUUUCUUUGUUGCAGGCUUUGACAGAGUUGACUGCUCAGUCUUUUACGCUCACCACAGUAUGUUCGCAAAAUUAGCCUCGAAAAGAAGCCUGUCUU